AUGGAACAGAACAAAGUAAUGCUAAUUUAUGACAACUAUGAUAUACUUUGCAUAAAUGCGGAUAAUGAAAGAUGUGAAAAUAAGUUUGAACAAUCAAUUAAAGAUAAUGAGAAAAAGAUAUGUAUGCUUAAAAAUGGAAAUUUUUUAAUUUUAAAUGCAAAUAGAAAAAUUAUAACGCAAUAUUCAUCCACAAAAAGUAAUGCAAUAUAUACAAAACAUUUACGCGUAUAUAUAAAUGUAAUUAAAUUAACAAAAAAUGAAAAAUUAAUUUUUGGAGGUGAUAAAACAGGAAAUAUAUAUAUAUGGUCUUCUAUAACAGGAUUAUUAAUUAGUUCAUUUCAGGCACAUUUUGGAUGUAUAAAAGAUAUAAUAAUUGAUCAAACAUUAAAUGUUAUAUAUACAUAUAGUGAUGAUAAUAUAAUUCAUGUAUAUAAUUUACAUGACAUGUUAAGAAAAAAAAGUGCAACUAAACCAAUGUUAUUUUAUCAACAUGAUAUAAAUACAAGUAUAAAGCAAAUUCUCCCAAUAACACCAAAUAUAUAUGAUUCAUAUUUUACAUUAAUUUCCUUAACUAAUGAUGGAAGUUUAUAUAUUUGGGGAUUAAAAACAAAUCAACCAAUACAAAUAUUAAAAACAUAUUCAAUGAAUUGUUCAUAUAUAUGUUCAAAUCACCCAUUUAAUACACAUUUGUAUUUAUGUAAAGGCAAUAAAAUAUUUCGAAUACCAAUUGCUAGUUUGCUUGAAAAUGGGCAUGAACAUAGCAACGAAUGUAAAGAAUGUAAAAAACCGAACCUUGAAAAAAUAAAUAAAUGUAAUAGUGAUUAUGUAAAAAUAAUAAAGAAUGAUGAACAAGAUAACAAAUCAUACAAAGAUGAAAAUUUUAAAGAUAAUAAACUUUUAAAAAACUAUUCUCAAAAUAAUCCAUAUUUUAAUUUAAAAAAUUUUACUACAUUUAUAGGUCAUAAAAAUGAUAUAAUAAAAUGUUAUGUUAAUGACAAAAAUCAAUUUAUGAUUUCUUUAGGUAAAGAUGGCUUAAAAAUAUGGGAUAUAUAUAAUUGUUAUCCUAUAAAAACAUUAAAAUAUGGAGGAAAUGUUAUCGAUUUUUAUGUCCCAUCAAAUAAACAAUUUUCUUACUUAGUAGAAUUACCAAAUUUAGUUCUUGAAUAUGAAGAUGAUACAAAAAUAAAUAUUAUUGAUGAAAUUAGUCAAACCACGAUUCCAGAAGAAUAUAACCAAAUCUUUAAAAAUGAUGAAAGUUUAUUGAUUAAUAUGGCAACUACAUUUGCUCAACAUGGCAUAUAUUAA
Molecule: messenger RNA, 1305 nt
Organism: Plasmodium yoelii
Lineage: Eukaryota; Apicomplexa; Aconoidasida; Haemosporida; Plasmodiidae
Product: WD repeat-containing protein, putative
Exons: 1
Coding region: 1-1305 (434 amino acids)
Biological process (GO): rRNA processing; DNA-templated DNA replication
Cellular component (GO): nuclear pre-replicative complex
Molecular function (GO): protein binding
Source: RefSeq, a predicted model, not a curated record